UAAAAACAAGCGUAGACAUGAAGCCUCUGUUAACUAAGCAGAAUAGAAAAGAACCACCCUGUACACUGUGUUUUCCUGCUUUUGGGUUGCUUCGAUUGCAGCUUUGUCCAUAUGGACACAAAUCGCACACUAAUUGCUUUCGAAACCUUCCUAUCCUUCCUACUGUUAUUGUUGCUCCUCGCUUUCCUUUCCGUAGCAGAUGUUAUUUAUUAUCGUCCCCAUGACCACUUCAGCAUCAUCUGUGGCUCAUCCACCAACUUGUCCAUGGUCGUUGGUCGGAAUUGGACUGCAGACAGCAACACGAAAUUCCUCUCUGAAAACCACGACUCAGUUGUUGCUUCUGCACGAUCUACCCAACCGGGUCCAUACACCUCAGCUCGUCUCUCUCACUCCAAUUUCACUUACUCAUUCCCUGUCACUCCGGGCCCAAAGUUCCUUCGCCUCUUCUUCUACUCAACUUCAUACCUCAACUUUGAUCGCCCCAAAGCCUAUUUCUCAGUCAAAGCAGGGGAGUUCACUCUCCUUCAAGAUUUCAAUGUUUCUCUCAAUGCUGAUGCUGCUGACGACCCCGACGACACCUUGUUCAGAGAGUAUUGCAUCAACGUGGAAGAUGGCGAGAGGCUCAACAUAACCUUCAUUCCAAGCACCACAGAGUCGUACGCUUUCAUCAAUGGAAUCGAGAUUGUUUCCAUGCCCCCUUAUCUCUACUACACUAAUCCCAACGUGGACAACGCUGAAUUGCCGCAACCUGUUGGAGAAGGAGCAUCAUAUACUAUUCAAAACAACUGUGCUCUAGAGACAAUGUACCGGUUAAGAGUUGGUGACCAAGAAAUCCCCCCCUCACAAGACACGGGUAUGCUCAGGACCUGGGAGGUGGAUAAUAAGUACCUAACUAGUCAAAGUGGACCAUCUCUUGAUAUUGCGCAUGAUAUUAAGCUGAGGUUCACUAAAAUGACUCCAAACUACACAGCACCAGACCAAGUGUACCGAAGCUUAAGAAAUAUGGGACCGGAUAACUAUACGAACAUGAGGUUCAACCUCACAUGGCAGCUUCCCGUUGAAUCUGGCUUCACAUACUUGCUAAGGUUACACUUUUGCCAGCUCGAUCCGGAGAUUAACCAUCCUGGUGACCUGAGCUUUUACAUCUACAUUCAGGAUCAUUUGGUUGAAGAGUGGGCAGACGUUCUCUCUUGGAGCGGUAAACAGAAGGGUGUACCAGUGGUUAGAGACUAUGAAGUUUUCAUCUCAACGAAUAUGGGAAGCACAUAUAAUCUUUCAAUCAAAAUGCAUCCGAACCCUGCAAGCUUGGCCAAGGACGCAUCUCUAAAUGGAAUUGAACUCUUCAAAAUCAACGACUCGACAGGUAAUCUAUCUGGACCGAAUCCUGACCCUCCUCUACAAAACCCCACCGUUCCCCUUCCAACCCCAGUGAAGAAAAGCAACGGCACCACAAGAACCCUUGCCACUGUCGCAGGUGCUGUAUCAGGUGUCGUUUUGCUCUCCUUUAUUGUCGCUUUCUUCCUCAUCAAACGCAUGAAGAACGUCGCCGUCGACGAGGGUUCCAAGCAAAAAGACGGAACUUCUCGCGGUGGUGGGUCAUCAUCGCUACCAACCAACCUUUGCCGCCACUUUUCAAUCGCAGAAAUCAUAGCCGCCACCAAUAACUUCGACGAACUCUUCGUGGUUGGCGUGGGAGGCUUCGGCAACGUGUACAAAGGAUACAUCGACGACUGUUCAACACCUGUCGCAGUCAAAAGGCUCAAACCGGGUUCUCAGCAAGGUGUGCAGGAGUUCAUGAACGAGAUCGAAAUGCUCUCUCAACUUCGUCAUCUCCAUGUGGUUUCCCUGAUCGGUUACUGUUACGAGAGCAACGAGAUGAUACUCGUUUACGAUUUCAUGGAUCGUGGUACCCUCCGUGACCAUCUCUACAACACCGAUAAUCCUUCUCUGUCGUGGAAGCAAAGGCUCCAGAUCUGCAUAGGUGCCGCACGAGGACUGCAUUACCUGCAUACAGGUGCGAAGCAAAUGAUCAUCCACCGUGACGUGAAGAGCACCAACAUCUUAUUGGAUGAAAAAUGGGUCGCCAAGGUUUCGGACUUCGGGUUAUCGAGAAUUGGGCCCACGGGUAUUUCAAUGACCCAUGUGAGCACUCAGGUGAAGGGUAGUAUUGGAUAUUUAGACCCGGAGUACUACAAACGACAUCGUUUGACGGAGAAGUCUGACGUCUACUCCUUUGGGGUGGUGCUCUUGGAGGUAUUGUCUGGGAGGCAACCUUUGCUCCGUACGGUGGAGAAGCAGCAGAUGUCACUCGUUGAUUGGGCCAAGCAUCGCUUUCAGAAGGGUUCUCUGGGUGAGAUUGUCGAUCCGGCACUGAAAGGCCAGAUAACACCCGAGUGUUUGCGCAAGUUUGGUGAGAUUGCCGUGAGUUGUUUGCAUGAGGAUGGGACUCAGCGACCUUCCAUGAACGACGUCGUUGGGGUGCUCGAGUUUGUUCUGCAGCUUCAUGAUAGUGCUGUGAAUGGAGUUAUGGUGGGUGGUGGAGAUUAUGAAGAUAGUGAAGACAUGUUUAGCAGUAGUCAUAGUAGUGUACAUGUUUCGGAUUAUAGUAACAGCACUGGAUUGAACACUACAAGCAGUGGUAGCUAUGGGAGUAAGGAAUCUGACAAGUUGAUCCCCGAGAAUGUUUUCUCGGAGAUUAAGGAUCCAAAGGGACGAUGAGGUUGGUGUUCUAGUUCAGGUUGAGUUUGGUGUUCAAGAUAAGUAAAAUGGUCAGAAUGUUAUGUAAAAUUUGAAAUUUAGAAUUACUGGAGUUAUCUAUGUAAAAAUUUAUAAGUGCUUUAAAUUUUUAAAAAUGUAUAAAUAUUUAGAAGUGGAUAUUAUAGGAAGAUAUUGGGAAUAAAGUUUGAGUUCCUUUUAAGUCAAA
Molecule: messenger RNA, 2923 nt
Organism: Cajanus cajan (pigeon pea)
Lineage: Eukaryota; Viridiplantae; Streptophyta; Magnoliopsida; Fabales; Fabaceae
Product: receptor-like protein kinase FERONIA
Biological process (GO): protein phosphorylation
Molecular function (GO): ATP binding; transmembrane receptor protein tyrosine kinase activity
Source: RefSeq, a predicted model, not a curated record